AAAAUUAUUAUUAAACAUGUAGGUGCUGAAAACCAUUUUGCCACAGUUGAAGAACGCUCAACAGGCGCAAGAAAAUACGUCCAAAGACUCUAAUAACGCAUUACCAAUCCAAAGAACAAACAGAUAUGAGGCCGAAUCUAAUGAAUAUUUGCUCAGAAUGAAUGCAGUUGCGCCACACGAAUCUCGAGGAUCUUUAAAUUCGGAAUGCGAGCCAUCGGUAAAAGAGGAAAGCACAAAACGUUACGUUUAUACCGGUCCACCUGCGAUCAGUCUGGGCAGUUGGUCGGAAAGACCCAGUGUCAACGUCCAAAUCAAAACGGACACUGAUUACACGUUGGGAAGAAGCAAUACGACUAAUGACAGUAAAACCAUUGUUAAUAUUAAUAGCAUAAAAAAUGAAAAAGAUAUUACGAACUAUACCUAUAGCAGCACUGGUAAGAAUAACGUCACUAAGCACAAAUUCAACAUUGAUUCUUUGACAAAUGAAAAUCCCGAUGAAUUAAUCGCAAAAAAAUUAAUGGCACAUAUGACAGCGUCGAAUUUCAAAUUAUCAAAUCGAGUUAACACGGCAUCCAAUUUGACGAAAAACAAAGAUAGACCCGUCGUGAUGGGGGUCGAGCUGAAGAAAACUUCUGUUAAAACGAAAGAAAUACUAAAAAGCGAAGAUGAGAACGAAGUCGACACUACAUCGAUGAAUUUCAAAGAAUUAACAAAGACAUUCGGCCAGUAUGGAAAUUUUAAGCAGAAACCUAAACGCUCAAAUAUUAAUAAAUCUUCAGAGGAUUAUCGCAAUGUGCAGCAGAGCGAGAUAGAUAGAAUCACAAACUCGAACGUUAAAGAAAACGGUUAUGCCUGGUUUACAAAGGUAACCAACCAAAACAACUUCUCAUUUAAAAAUCAGCCCGAGACGCAAGGCAUACAACCAAACCCACGGCUAAAAAAAUUCACAUCCGUCAUAGGCGUAAAUGAGACGAGCCAGAAUCUUGGAUUACAAAGUGAAAUGUCCCUCAGGUGUAACAUCAACAAUGCUAUAAAGAUUAAUCCACCGAUGCCGGUUGUAAAAGGAUUCAAGAUACACACUACUGCUGAUUCUAAGAUAAAUAAUAAUCAAAUGAGUCACAACGGACUAUCGAUGGUUGAUAGCUUUAACAAGAAUGUACAGUUUUCUAAACCUCAAACAAUGCCGGUGAUAACAGGGGUGAUGCUGAAGAACGCCAACGUGGGACCCAAAACAAUAUCGGUCCAAUUAGAUCCUAGGGAUAUGCUAUUGGAGUCUAUUCGGAACUUCGGCGGACAUAAAAAAUUAAAAAAUACUACAGAGAGAUACUAAUUGCGUGUAGCCACUCAUAGAGCAAUCUGAGCUAAAAUUUUUUGCAGCGAUGCUUCAAGAUUGACAAGUUUUUUUCUAUUUCUUCCGUCAUAUUUAGUUCUAUAUCAUUUGUUUUUGUUUUUAUAUUAUUAAAAAUAUAAGAAUUAUAUUUCAAAAAUCUUUUUGUUUAAAAAAAUCUAAUGCAAAUAGGUUUGAGAAAAAAUUUGUUUAACCUUAGAAUAUUAAAAGACUUUUUGGGAUAUGUGUUAAGAAAUUCGGUUCGUACACGGAAAAAUGAUAUGGUUUGCCAUAGCUAAAUAAAUAAUAACAUUUGGCGCAGCCAUAUCUGAUGGUUGUCACACCCAAAUUGAUGUGAUGUCUUUACUAUAUUAUAAUUGCCGCACCACCGCGCCAUGCGCCAGCGCUGGUAUCAAUUCUCUAUGGUUGUCCCAAUCAUAUAUAGGUGUAUAGUGAUCCAUCAAUGUGGGUGUGACAACCGCAGAUAUGACUGCGCCAAAUGUUUCUAUUUUCUGGCUGUGGCAACCAUAUCGUUUUUUCCGUGUACUAUUUUUUAUUACUAUACAUUUGCUUUAUAUUUUAUAUAUAUACAAACAUUACUAAUGUUUAACAUUAGAAUUUAACUGAUCAGACCUUCAAAGCUGACAAGAGUGAAAAUCUUGUGUUAUCGCAGUAUUUUUAUCUAAAAAAUGGAAAUUUUAUGUCUAAAUAGUGAAAACAUAAGUCAUGUAAAAUAGUAUAUUGUACAACUAGUGGGAAAAGUGGUCGAUUCUAAAUGAGUGUGAAGUUGGUCGCACUCAUUUGGGCUCGACCACUCUUCUUUCCACGAGUUGUUCAUACUAUUUUUCCUAACGCAAGCGUAAAAUGGGUCGCUUUUCGCGCUCGCUUCGCUCGUGCGACCAACUUCACACUCAUUCAGAAUCGACCACUUUUCCCACUAGUUGUACAAUAUACUAUUUGUAAUGUAAACAAUAUUAUAUAGUGCAAUUCAACUUAGAAAGGAGAGAAAAUAUCCACAUGUCACACAUUUGCAAUGCUAAUGUUAAUAUAAUUAUUAACUUAUCUUUGCUUUGUAAUAGUAUUCUAGGGUUAAUACAAAAGUAUUCAACAAUUACUUCAAGUACUUAUUUAUUCGCUGAUUUAUGCCGCUAAUAAGUUACAUAAGAAGAUUAAAUAUUCCUAAUUUAUAUAUUCUUACAUAUAAUUACUAAGAUACCAAAAGAAAAGUAUUUGUUAUUUUUUUGCUUUCAGUAUUUAAUGUGACAAAAGCAAGAAAUUUAUUUUCGCGAUAUUAAUCAUUGAGAUUGCAAUGAUUCGUUAUAUCUUAUAUAUUUUUGGUUGGGAUAUGUAUUCUCGAUAAUAUUAACUAGACCGAUUAAAAUCCGAUAAUAGCGUCACGUUGAUUGCGUGUAAAUAUGAUGUACAAAAGAUAACCGCUGCGAUAACCAAAACUCGCUACAGAACAGAAGAUGUACAUACUAUUUAAGAUAUGUUCGACAUUUGCUUAAUUGUAGAAGAUGUGUAACUUUUAUUUUAUUUACUUGAAUAGUCAUCAACUUGAUGUUGCUCAUUCAUUAAUGCAGGAAGAAAAAAGAGGGAGACAAAAUUAGAUUGUUUCUUCUCAGUUCGGUAGAACCGUUCGAUUCUAGCUUUGGUACAAUGUAUACUAAAAUAAAUUUUAUAAAGAUAGAAAAUAUUAAACACCAAAGUUAAUUGUUGGAUGGCUCGAUAUCGGUACUAUUAUAAUGGAGGUUUGAUAUUGACUACUAAUAAGUCCUAAUUUUCGCAAUUAACUGUAAGUUUCUAUCAACGGGACCAAAGGUGACAUCUUAUUUUUACGUAUUGUAGAAUGAAUUUAGAGUCGUAGAACAUUACUGCGCUAAAUACGAGGUAGGUUUUUAAUCGUUAAAUCUGGUCAAUUGAGUUAUUAUGUAUCGAAACAAUUGAUAAUAAUAAAUAUAGAUUUAUUUACAACGUUA
This is a messenger RNA of Temnothorax curvispinosus, 3306 nucleotides long. RefSeq lists its product as uncharacterized. Gene Ontology annotation, molecular function: actin binding. Lineage: Eukaryota; Metazoa; Arthropoda; Insecta; Hymenoptera; Formicidae. The transcript has 3 exons. The record is from RefSeq and is a predicted model, not a curated record. The coding region runs from base 158 to 1330 and encodes 390 amino acids.